Messenger RNA from Pyrenophora tritici-repentis Pt-1C-BFP, 591 nucleotides. RefSeq names its product kinetochore protein spc24. NCBI's taxonomy places the organism in Eukaryota, Fungi, Ascomycota, Dothideomycetes, Pleosporales, Pleosporaceae. The record is from RefSeq and is a predicted model, not a curated record. Gene Ontology annotation, biological process: chromosome segregation. Gene Ontology annotation, cellular component: Ndc80 complex. Gene Ontology annotation, molecular function: microtubule binding.
AUGCUUCUCGACGAAGAUCCGGCUGCCCUCAUUGCGCAAUGCACCUCACACUUUAAGAUUGCAAACGACAAGACGUCACUUCAUCGCAUCAAUGAAUCGCUUAGCACACUCAGCGAAUUCCGCACACAACACCUACGGUCCAUUCAAUCCUCCCUCAGCGCACUAAACCGGACACAUCAAACCCUUUCGGCGAACCACAACCACACCUUAUCACAACACAAUCCAACCAACCAUGCAGCAGAAAUCUUGAGGUUAGAUACCGAAAAGUUCAAGAUUGCGAAACAAGCAAGCGAUUUGGAGAUUGAGGGCGAGAGGUUGCAAAGUGAUUUGGCAAGGCUUGGGAACGUGGCUAGCGAGUUGGAAGAGGAAGGUGUGGAAGGCGGCGUUGAACCUAGGGCGGGCGAGGAUGCUACUGUUCUAAAACUGAAGCUUUACCGCACUCUUGGCAUCGACGUCGAAGCCGACCCUACGACUGGCGAGUACAAUAAGGCCGUCAUCCGAAACGCAGCAAAGGGCGACGUGCACGUUGUAAACAUCGACCCCAAGUUCUCACGUCACUUUUACACAAACUACUUUUGGCGGACCAUGUGA